AUGGAUGAUGCGCCUAAGCCUAAGAGACCCCGGGCUAGGGAUGCUGAAGAGACCUUUCUUGGUAGCAUUGAUCAGGGCACUACGUCAACAAGAUUUGUCAUUUUCAAUGCGAAUGGCGAGCCCGUCGCGCUUCAUCAGAUGGGCUUGAGCAAUGUGCACCCUGAGUCAGGAUGGCACGAACAUGACCCUCUCGAACUACUCGAGACUGUAGAAACUUGCAUCAAAGAAGCCGCCAAGAAAUUUACCGAUAAAGGCUUCGAUAUUGCCAAAAUAAACGCCAUUGGAGUUACAAAUCAGCGCGAAACUACGGUUCUCUGGAACAAGAAUACCGGAGAGCCGCUCUACAACGCCAUUGUUUGGCCAGAUACUCGGACCAAGGCUCUUGUCCGGGAGUUAAAAGUCAAGGAAGGCUCCGACAAGCUCCUCGACUUAUGCGGUCUUCCUUUGUCCACUUACCCAUCCAGCGUUAAGCUCCUAUGGCUUCUGCAAAAUAACGAGGCUGUCAAGGCAGCCUACGACGAGCGUUGUCUUGCAUUUGGCACCGUUGACACUUGGUUGAUAUUCAGACUCAACGGCGGUGUUGACAGACAGGGCGGUCCCAUCUUUGUCACGGAUCCAACAAACGCCAGUCGUACCAUGUUCAUGAACCUCAGGACCCUCAAAUACGAUGAUCAACUGCUCGGCUUCUUUGACAUUGACCGCCAAAAAAUCUCUCUGCCCGAAAUCGUGCCUUCAUCCCACCCCACGGCCUUCGGCUCAUUAUCCCGCGGUCCUCUGCAGGGCGUUCGUAUCGCCGGAUGUCUAGGCGAUCAGUCAUCCGCGCUCGUAGGCCAACUGGGCUUCAAACCAGGCCAGGCAAAGAAUACCUACGGCACGGGCUGCUUCCUGCUUUACAACGUAGGCACAGCUCCCGUCAUCUCCAAGGGCGGCUUACUGGCGACAGUAGCAUACGACUUUGGCGACGGCAGCCCCGUCUACGCACUCGAAGGAAGCAUCGCCGUCGCAGGAUCCGGCGUCACCUUCCUAUUGAAUAAUCUCGGCCUCAUUGAGAGCUCCAAAGCCAUAGAUGAAGUGGCCCUCUCUGUCCCUGACAACGGCGGAGUCUACUUUGUCACAGCAUUCAGCGGCCUCUUUGCCCCUUACUGGAUUGACGACGCCAAAGGUACCAUCUUCGGUCUCACGGCACACUCACAAAAGGGCCACAUUGCGCGCGCCACCCUGGAAGCUGCGUGCCAUCAGACAUCCGCCAUACUAGAUGCAAUGGCCAAAGACUCUGGACGCGCCCUCUCCUCCCUCGCCGUCGACGGCGGGCUAUCCAAUUCCGAUCUCUGUAUGCAGACGCAGGCCGACUUGAGUGGGAUCAGAGUCGAUCGCCCGGCUAUGCGAGAAACUACAGCACUAGGCGCAGCGAUUGCCGCUGGACUGGCCACGGGCAUCUGGUCAAGCAUCGAUGAUUUGAAGGAUAUCAAUUCCACCAAUCGAACCAUUUUUGAACCCAGGAUUGGCAAAGAGAAGAGGACGGCGUCAAGAAAAAUGUGGGAAAGAGCCGUGGAAAUGUGUCGGGGUUGGAUAAGGGAUGAUUAG
Metarhizium album ARSEF 1941 is the source of this 1584-nucleotide messenger RNA. RefSeq names its product Glycerol kinase. The coding region runs from base 1 to 1584 and encodes 527 amino acids. Gene Ontology annotation, molecular function: glycerol kinase activity. The transcript is spliced from 3 exons. The record is from RefSeq and is a predicted model, not a curated record. Gene Ontology annotation, cellular component: mitochondrion. Gene Ontology annotation, biological process: glycerol-3-phosphate biosynthetic process; glycerol metabolic process; triglyceride metabolic process. Lineage: Eukaryota; Fungi; Ascomycota; Sordariomycetes; Hypocreales; Clavicipitaceae.